AUGUUAGCCAUCGCAACACUUGGGCAGAAACAUGCAUUCGAUAAAAUUGUUACAGCUGUGUAUUAUGAUAAAGGGGAUUUUUUUUUCUUUGUGUAUGGUCAUGGAGGUACUAGAAAAACAUUUCUCUGGAACUUUAUUUUUGCUGAGAUUCGCUCAAGGGGUGAUAUUGUGUUAAACGUUGCUUCAAGUGGUAUUGCAUCUUUACUUCUUCCCAAUGGAAGAAUGGCACACUCAUGGUUCAAAAUACUGCUAAAUAUAACUGAGGAUUUUGUAUGUAACAUCAAACCUGGUUCCCCUCAAGCAAUGCUGCUGUUGAAAGCCAAACUUAUAAUUUGGGAUGAGGCUCCAAUGGUUAGUAGGUACUGCUAUGAAGCACUUGAUAAAUGCUUGGGUAAUAUCAUGAGGUUUUCUCCAACAUAUAACAAAGAUUUGCCCUUUGGAGAAAAAGUGGUUGUACUAGGUAGAGACUUUAGACAAAUUCUUUCUAUCAUUCUACGAGAAUCGAGACAAGAUAUCAUUCAUUCAACCAUGAAUUCGUCUUACCUUUGGAAGUUUUUUCAGGUGCUCAAACUAACAAAAAACAUGAGACUCUCUGUAGGAACAACUUCUUCAGAUCAAGAUGAGACAGAGCAAUUUGGUGAGUGGUUAUUAAAAGUUGGUGAUGGUCUAAUAGGUGACAAUAUAGAUGAAAACAUGUCUUCAAAGAAUAUUUUCAAAGCAGGAACUAUACUGGCUCCCACAUUGGACAUCAUUAAAGAGGUCAACAACCAUCUGAUGGCUAUCAUUCCUAGAGGGAAAAAAUUAUAUCUUAGUUCGGAUUCAAUUUGUAUGGAUGAAGGGAAUAUAGAGAGUCAACUAGAUCUCUAUGGUCCUGAAUUACUAGAUAGCAUAAAUUGCUCUGGUUUACCUCCACAUAAAUUAAUACUCAAGGUUGGUGUUCCAGUGAUGUUACUGAGGAAUAUUGACCAAUUCAGUGAUCUUUGUAAUGGUACAAGGCUACAAGUUAGGAAGCUUGAAAAUUAUGUCAUAGAAUGUGAAGUCUUAACAAGUAACAACGUUGGUCAUAUUGCUUUGAUUCCAAGAAUGAAUAUGGUACCAAUAAAUGAAAUCGUCCUAGUUAGAUUUCAACGAAGAUAG
Messenger RNA from Arachis ipaensis, 1137 nucleotides. The record is from RefSeq and is a predicted model, not a curated record. NCBI's taxonomy places the organism in Eukaryota, Viridiplantae, Streptophyta, Magnoliopsida, Fabales, Fabaceae.